Molecule: messenger RNA, 1299 nt
Organism: Saxophila tyrrhenica
Lineage: Eukaryota; Fungi; Ascomycota; Dothideomycetes; Mycosphaerellales; Extremaceae
Exons: 4
Coding region: 1-1299 (432 amino acids)
Biological process (GO): fatty acid beta-oxidation using acyl-CoA dehydrogenase
Cellular component (GO): cytoplasm
Molecular function (GO): acyl-CoA dehydrogenase activity; flavin adenine dinucleotide binding
Source: RefSeq, a predicted model, not a curated record
AUGGCGGACCAAGUACCCUUCUCCGAGCAGCCAUGGCUGAGCGGUCACCCUUCGCCCUACUACACCGAGUCUCACAGGGCAUGGCAGCGACACUGCAGGGACUUCAUCACGGGAAACCUGACCAAGUAUGCCAUGCAAUGGGAGAACGAGGGCGCCGUACCCGAAGGCACAUAUCAACACUUCGCGGCUGCUGGCAUGCUUCUUCCAAACCUACCUGCGCCUCUUCCGGUAGAAUAUCUCAAGAAAAUUGGAAUGACGAAGAUCGGUCCUCUGAAAGUCGAGGACUUCGACAGCUUCCACGCAAGCAUCUACGUUUCGGAGAUCAUCCGCAGUGGACUCAACGGACCUGCGAGUGCAUUAUGCACAGGAUUGGCCUAUGGACUACCGCCGUUGUUCAAGUUCGCGAGCCGCGAGCUCCAGGAGAGAGUCGUUCCAGAUCUGCUACUCGGGAAGAAACGCAUAUGCAUCGCAAUCAGCGAGGUAGAGGCGGGCUCCGACGUGGCCAAUAUCCAGACGACUGCGAAGAAGUCAAGCUGUGGCAAGUUCUACGUUGUCAACGGUGUGAAGAAAUGGAUCACCAAUGGUAUCUGGUCUGACUACGCCAGCAUGUGUGUUAGAACUGGAGGGGCUGGCCCAGGAGGGCUUUCUGUUCUGCUCGUGCCACUCAAGGGGCAGGAGGGCGUCAGUAUGCGGAGGAUACCAGUGUCUGGACAGAAAUGCGCGGGCACUACGUUCAUCGAACUAGAUGAUGUACAGGUCCCUGUGGCGAAUCUCAUCGGGCAAGAAGGCCAGGGCAUGAAGCAGAUCAUGACAAACUUCAACCACGAACGAUUAACGAUCGCAGUCAAAGUAACUACUCAAGCUCGAGUGGCUCUUUCCGAAGCAUUCAAGUAUUGCAUGAAACGAGAAGCGUUUGGGGCUCCCCUGAUCAACCAGCCUGUUGUCCGACACCGACUUGCUAAAGCAGGAGCACUUCUGGAGACGCAAUGGUCUUGGGUUGAGGCCUUGGUGUAUGAGAAUGGCAACCUGUCGAAAGAAGCUGCAGAUGCGAAGUUGGGCGGGCUAACAGCUUUGGCCAAGGCACAGGCGGGUAUUGUGCUGAAUGAGUGUUCGCAGUGCGCUCAACUGCUGUUUGGCGGCAACGGGUAUACACAGACUGGUCAAGGAGAGCUCAUUGAGAAGAUAACUCGGGAGGUUGCUGGGGCUCGGAUUCCGGGCGGAUCUGAGGAUGUCAUGCUGGACCUCAGCGUGAGGCAGAUGUACAAGAACUACCAGCGAGUAAACAAGGCAAAUCUAUGA